AUGUGGAAUGUAUUUAACUUCAACAAUUUUGAUGAUAAAUUAAAAAACCUAAAAAAUGAAAAAGAAAUAUAUACUCAUGAAGACUUAAGAUACUACUUUGAAAAAUUAGUAAGAAUAAACUUAAAUAAUGUUAACAUAAAUAAUUUCAUCGAACUAUUAAGGAAAAUUACGCAAAUAACAAUAUGGGGGGAUAAAUAUGAUGAUCAAAUUUUUCAGUACUUUUGUGAAGAUAAUAUUUUCAAUCAUUUUAUUUAUUUACUUAGACAAAAAAUAAAUAAAAAUAUCAGGAUUCAAAUAUAUCAGUCCCUGACCUUGUUAAUACAAAACCUGCAGAAGGAUAUAUCAUUGUACUACAUAUUUAGUAACAACAAAAUAAACAAUUUAAUUUAUACAACGUUCAUUUAUCAAGAUGACGAAAUAAUGCCCUAUUACAUUUCAAUUAUUAAGUCCAUCUCGUUUUUUCUUAACUACCACACGUCCAAGUUCUUUUUUAACGAAAAGAGUAUGAAAUUCCCCCUGUACACAGAGUCGCUACGGUUGUACAAAUUCAAUGAUAUAAUCACAAGGACAUACGUAAAAAAUAUUGUUCUGAACAUUUUAAAAAUUGAGGAUGAGGGGAUAGAAAAUUUAAUUAUCUUGCGCUCGUCAUUUUUCACUGUGCUAGUUUGCUAUUUGAGGAACCAUAUAAUUAAGAUGAAUAAAAUAUAUGCAAAAAUUAAAGAAUCUGAAAAAUUAAGAAAACAAUUUAAUAUUUAUUUAGAUGAAAUUGAUGAUGUUUUAUAUUUUUUUGAAGACAUGCUUAAUUGUGAAAAGAAAAGAAUUAAUGAUAUGCUAGUAGUAAAACUUUUAAUUUAUUUUUAUUUCCCAAUUAUUGGUUCAUUUCAUAGUUCUAUAUAUUUCGAUGGAAUAAAUUCUGAAUGUGAUAAGAAUUUGCAAAAUUCUGUUAAAAGAGAAGAAGAAAUAUGUAGAAAAAAUAAUGCAUAUGGUGCUCCUAAUAAACAAGUAAACUGUAACAGUAUUGAUUUUGUCUAUUUUUCAAAUCAGAAGUCUAGUGAUUAUGAAAAGGAAGCAAGUAAUAAGGAGGAGAUUAUCAUUUUAAAGAAGGGUUUGUCAUGUGAGCAGGAUGAAAAUGGGGGGGUAACUUGUAUCGAAAGUGGAAAUAAAAAAGUUCAGCAAAAUAGCACCCACCUUCAGGAAACAAAAGAGUGCAAAAAUGAUUCCAAUUUGGUGGAAGAACAGUAUAUGGAUGAGAACCAGUACGAAGCGGAACCGCUGCAUUCGAUGCAACUGGAACUACCUCAAGAAGAACUGACUCAUGAACGGAUAGAGAACCUUGAAUACCUAGCGAAACAAGGUGAACAAACAACUGAGCAAGAGACAAGUACAGACGGAAAGGCAAAUGAAAAUAUAUGUCCCAUUGCUCUAGAUAGAUUAGAAAGUAUUAAUUAUGAUAAUAACAUCCCCUUUUUAAAAUUAGUUCAUGAUAAUUUGAAGAAUAACAAAAAUUUUGAUUUUUGUAAAAGUCUGUCAUCAAAUGAAUCAUCGGUUCACUCAAGCAUGAGUAAUAUAGAAAUCGGACAGGAAUUAAAAAGUGAGGGGGGAAUAGUACGUAGCAGUGGGGAACUGCAGAACUUGACGAACACGGGAGGAGAAAAGAAAGAGAAUGAAAAUAUUGUUAAAACACAAAAUACGAAUAACAAAAAAAAGAACAAAAAAGGUGAUAGUGCGUAUGAGUUUCUCUAUUUUAGAGGAAGAAAUAGCUCAAAGAAAGGACAAAGUAUAGAAAUAGCAAGUGCUCAAGGAAAUAAGAAAGAUAUAAUGGGUAAUGAUAAUGCUGAUAAUGUUGGAAAUACAUAUGAUGAUAUUGAUGAUGAUGACACAAUAAAUGCUAACAGACAGACAGAUACAGUAGUACCAACAGGAGAUGCAACGGCAGCAGCAACAGACAGUAACAGUAAUAGUAACAGCAAUGAUACAAGUUUUGUAAAGGAAGAUGAAAUGAAAAUCUCUUAUUGCAGGAGGAGGAAAAAAAAAAUAUACAUCCAGCUAAAUGCAACGAGUGGAAUAUUGCACAAAAAAAAAAAAAAAAAGAUUAGAAGUAGUACGAACGACAAUGAUGGUGAGCAUAGUAACGCUAAUGGGAAUGCAAGCGGUAAUGCAAGCGGUAAUGCAAGCGGUAAUGCAAGCGGUAAUGCAAGCGGUAAUGCAAGCGGUAAUGCAAGCGGUAAUGCAAGCGGUAAUGUAGGUGAUAAUGCGAGCGAUAAUGCGAAUGAUAAUACAAACGGAAGUGUGAAUUACUCCUUUCUAAGGUAUGAUAACGAACUUUCGGAGUUAAAAAAAUUACUAAACAACAACAAUCUAUUAGAUGAAUUGAAGAAGAAGAACAACGACUUGUGCGAUUUAUGCCACGUGGAAAUACCAACUCUACAAAAAAAAGUAACAUUAGAUAAUAAUAUUAAUAGUGAUAUAUAUAAAUACUUAUUUAAUUUUAACUGUUUUACUUUAAGCGUGUUAAAUCAUUACAAUGAAAAAUUAAGUAUAACAAAUAUUUUUUAUAAUAUAUUUAAGGUAAGUUUGUUUUUCCAUCCAUUAUGCUAUAUUAAUUCCUUUAAGAAUUUUUCCUUAUUAUACAAUUACCUUAUUAACACUACUUUGUCAUUAUUUAUUCUUAUUCGUUCGCUUAAUAUUCUAAAAAAUGAUAAGAUAAAUAAAAUUGUGUAUUCACUUAUAUUUGAUGAAUAUAUUAAUGCACACUUUUUACAUAAAAUAUUAUCAAACGAGUUGAGAGAUCCUUAUUUUUACAACUACUUUUUUGACCCACACAAAAAAAUGAAUAUUAACAAAAACCCAAGUGAUGAUAUAGAAUUUGAAAAUAUAUACUGCUCCUCCAUUGACCACCUAUUGCCUCAAUAUAACAAAGAAGAGGAGAGUGUUUACUUGAGGCUUGUCAAUAGCUAUUACAAUGAAAUUGCGUACCAGAGGGGCGAACCUGUUAGUGGAGGGGUAGACGUGAAGGAAGUAAACGUAAAGGAAGUAAACGUAAAGGAAGUAAACGUAAAGGAAGCAGAUGUGAAAGGGAUAGACUCGAAUGGAGUAGGCUCUAAUGGGCUAGACCCGAAUGGGGUAGACGAAAUGGGAGAAGUCCAAAAGGAACAACAGGGGAGCGAAAAUGGGGAAGGCAAAAUAAAUAACCCGUUAGAAAGAAACGAUGAUAGCUUGAGGAAGUACAACGAGUUAAGCAACCCUAUACUGUUAAAUUUUUUAUUAUUGACUAAUAUGCAAAAAGAAAAAAAUAUAAAAAAAUGUGAAAAAGAUAAUAUAAAAAAUAAAAUUUCAGAUAUAUAUCUCUUAUUAAGCAUUCAGUUUGUUCAUAAUUAUAUUAAGAAUUUCGCUGGUGAUAUAAAUAAUAUAGAUAUACCAUUUUUUAAAGUUUCCGAUUAUAAUUGUGUUUACGUUUUUUGGAGUAUUAUAAAUGUUCAUAUAAAUAAUUUAUAUCUUCGAAUUAUUACCUUAAAACUGUUAAUUAAUUUGACCUUGUUAUAUAUCGACAAAAUACCUGACAAAAAUUCGUGCAUUAAUUUUUCAACGCCUUUAUUAAAUUUAAUAAAAAAGAUUAAGAAUAAACUGGCAAACAAAAUUAAAAAUAUCAUCGGAAAAAUGGAAUACAAAGUAUGCCAGAUCUUUUGGAUACCUAAUAAUUUGUGUUCCCCAAUUGGAUUUUAUACUAUACUAUUUUCCUCAGAAGACAAUCACUUUUUAUGUUAUCCCGUUUCUCAAAUUGAAAUAUACCGGCGAAAUGUUCAUGCCUUGUUUGUUCUGGAUGGACUGUCAAAGAAGUUGCAGCGAAUAAUCUCACAUAGGAAAAGUGAAGAUGUUAGUUCCAUCCCGUUUGAUUUUAGUUACAGUGACAUAACGGCCUUGAUUGAUAUAAAGAACAAGCAUACGAUUAAAUGCUACUUGAAGAAUAACAAUAAAAUUGUAAUGCUCGAUUUUGCUAACCUGCUCGCUCCUUGUGGGUUUAACUGCUACUACAUCGAAGACAACUCAAACUUCUUGCUGUGUAUCCCUUCGAAUAGUCAUGCAAAUCAAGCCCUUAUAAUUUUUAGCUACCCGUUAAUGUUAAUUGAUUUGUACAUAGACAAAAAUGAUAACAAGAAAUUGAUAGUUCAUAUAUACAGUUACAACAAUGAAGAUAGUAAUAGCAGUAACAAUAAUAGUAACAAUAACAGUAAUUUUAUGGAUGAUUCAAGUGCUGUUAAUUUUAACAAUUCAGAAAAAAAUUUCAGUAAUAGUACCUUUGAUAGCAAUAAUAUGAACACGGUCAGGUGCUACAGCUCAAAUAAUAAUGAAAGCGCUUUAGACGAAAAUGCAAAAAUUCAUAAAAACGAUUAUAUACUAAACAAAUACAGCUCGACUUAUAAGAAGAACAAGACCAUAACCAAUGUGAAAAAGGAAUGGUGUCAUAAGGAGCUAAAUUUUAUGAAGAACGUUUUAAAAUUAAAUUUUUAUGAUACUACAAGAUCUUUAAUCGUAUACAAAGAGCUAAAGGUCAGCAUACAACACAUAAAUGACAUAUAUAAAAAAAAGCUAGAAGACUAUCUUAACACGUUUUGA
Plasmodium malariae is the source of this 4614-nucleotide messenger RNA. RefSeq names its product conserved Plasmodium protein, unknown function. Lineage: Eukaryota; Apicomplexa; Aconoidasida; Haemosporida; Plasmodiidae. Bases 1 to 4614 code for a protein of 1537 amino acids. The record is from RefSeq and is a predicted model, not a curated record. Gene Ontology annotation, biological process: regulation of autophagosome maturation; endosome to lysosome transport; endosomal transport. Gene Ontology annotation, cellular component: late endosome; endolysosome membrane. The transcript has 14 exons.